Messenger RNA from Solanum verrucosum, 2124 nucleotides. RefSeq names its product replication protein A 70 kDa DNA-binding subunit B. Gene Ontology annotation, molecular function: damaged DNA binding; single-stranded telomeric DNA binding. Gene Ontology annotation, cellular component: DNA replication factor A complex; nucleus. Gene Ontology annotation, biological process: double-strand break repair via homologous recombination; DNA replication; telomere maintenance via telomerase. The transcript has 12 exons. Bases 44 to 1888 code for a protein of 614 amino acids. Lineage: Eukaryota; Viridiplantae; Streptophyta; Magnoliopsida; Solanales; Solanaceae. The record is from RefSeq and is a predicted model, not a curated record.
UCUCUGCAUUUCUUUGCCUUUUACCUUCUCAGAAAGAGAAACAAUGGCAAAAACGGUCAGCCCAGAUGCUAUUUCAACUAUUUUAGCGAACCCAUCGCCGGAUUCUUCUUCAGAUCUUCCUGAAAUUAUUGUUCAAGUAGUGGAUCUCAAGCCCACUGGCAACAGAUACAUGUUUUCAGCCAAUGAUGGGAAAAUGAAGAUUAAGGGCAUUCUUCAAUCUAGUUUGUCUUCUGAAGUUAUAUCUGGGUCCAUACAGAACCUGGGUCUUAUUCGGAUUAUUGAUUACACCCUCAAUGAUAUCCCAACUAAGAAUGAAAAGUACUUGAUUGUAACUAAAUGUGAGUCAGUGUCUCCUGCUCUUGAAGCUGAGUACAAGGUUGAAGUGAAAAGUGAAGACACUGGCAUUGUCUUGAAGCCAAAGCAGGAAGAGACUGGGAUUCUUUUGAAACCAAAACAGGAAUAUCAAACUAAAUCUGCUGCUCAAAUUGUACAUGAACAAAGUGGAAACAUGGCACCGUCUGCUCGAAUGGCAAUGACAAGAAGAAUUCAGCCACUUGUCUCUUUGAAUCCUUACCAAGGAAAUUGGACCAUUAAGGUUCGAGUAACUAGCAAGGGUAAUAUGCGAACUUACAAGAAUGCUCGUGGAGAAGGCUGUGUGUUCAAUGUUGAAUUGACUGAUGAAGAUGGUACCCAAAUACAAGCUACAAUGUUUAAUGAAGCUGCAAAGAAGUUUUUUGACAAGUUUGAAUUGGGGAAAGUAUAUUACAUUUCAAAGGGAACUCUUCGAGUUGCGAACAAGCAGUUCAAAACUGUACAAAAUGAUUAUGAGAUGACUUUGAAUGAAGCUUCCCAAGUUGAGGAGGCUAGCAAUGAAGAAGCUUUUAUUCCAGAGACAAAAUUUAACUUUGUCCCAAUUGAUGAAUUGGGACCAUAUGUCAAUGGCAGGGAGCUUGUUGAUGUUAUUGGGGUGGUCCAAAGUGUAUCUCCAACAAUGAGCAUACGGAGGAAGAGUAACAAUGAGACAGUCCCUAAGCGUGAUAUAACUAUUGCAGAUGAGACGAAGAAGACUGUUGUUGUUUCUCUUUGGAAUGAUCUUGCCACCCAUGUUGGACAAGAACUGCUAGACAUGGCUGAUAAAUCCCCAGUUGUUGCAAUCAAAUCCCUUAAAGUUGGAGACUUCCAAGGAGUGUCUUUAUCAGCAUUAAGCAAAAGCAAUAUUGUAGUGAAUCCUGAUUUACCUGAAGCCAAAAAAUUGAGAUCUUGGUAUGAUUCUGAAGGUAAAGAAACUUCUUUGGCAUCUAUUGGCUCUGGCAUGAGCCCCUCUACCAAGAAUGGAGCAAGAUCUAUGUAUACUGAUAGAGUUUCCUUGCUUCAUAUAACCAGUAACCUGUCCCUUGGCGAGGAGAAGCCUGUGUUUUUCAGCUUGAAAGCAUAUAUAAGUUUCAUUAAGCCUGAUCAAACCAUGUGGUAUCGGGCAUGCAAGACAUGCAACAAGAAAGUUACUGAAGCUUUUGGGUCUGGAUAUUGGUGUGAAGGAUGCCAGAAGAAUGAUGCAGAGUGUAGUUUGAGAUAUAUAAUGGCAUUGAAAGUGUCUGAUGCAAGUGGUGAAGCAUGGCUGUCUACAUUCAAUGAGCAAGCAGAGAAAAUACUUGGAUGCUCUGCUGAUGAACUUGACAAGCUGAAAUCAGAGGAAGGAGAAAUUGCAUAUCAAAUGAAAUUGAAGGAAGCUACAUGGGUUCCUCACCUUUUCCGAGUCAGUGUUGCCCCACAAGAGUACAACAAUGAGAAAAGACAAAGGAUAACAGUCAGGGCUAUUGCUCCAGUUGAUUAUGUUGCAGAAUCCAAAUACUUGCUGGAAGAAAUGUCUAAGAUGAACAUUGCUAUGUAAUGAGGCUAGCCUAAUUGAGAAUAUUAGAUUUAUUUUUGUUAUAUUUAAAGUCUGAAUGCUCACUAGGAUUGGUUAGUAAAACAGUUGUAAAUAUGUCUCACUGUCUUUGCUUAAUAGCAAUUCAGCAUUUUGCAUUUUAGUGGAUGCACCUUUUGCAGUUCAUAUUUUGUUGUGUAUUCACUAUUUAAUUAUGGUUCUACAUUUUAUCUAAUGGAGCAUUUCAAUUCUUGUUAUCA